AUGGCACACACAGCCGACUCCGAUGGCGAAGAUGCCGCUCUUGGAAUCUUCGAUGCACCAGAGGGCUUCUAUGAGCCAGAAAAGCAGUCUACCACUGUCAAUCACACCACACUGGCAGGCCAGGAGCUGACGCUUCGUCUUGUCGGACAUAGUCCGUUAUGGGGCCACUACAUCUGGCAAGCCGCCCUAACCAUCUCAACCUACCUCGAGACCCACGCCUCCACGCUCCUCCACAACAAGACCGUUCUCGAACUAGGCGCCGCAGCCGGCCUACCCAGCAUCAUCGCCGCUCUCAACGGAGCAAAAUGCGUCGUCGCGACCGACUACCCGGACCAAGACCUCGUGGACAUCCUACGGCACAACCUCGUCUCCAACUGUGCUAGCCAGGAUAGAGUCCGGGUUGACGGCUAUCUCUGGGGCGCCGACAUCUCGCGCCUCCUCUCGUACCUCCCGGACAAGAGCAAUAGUACGGCUGCGGAGCAUGGAUUCGACGUCCUAAUCCUAGCAGAUCUCCUCUUCAACCACUCCGAGCACCAGAAACUCCUCUCCACUAUCCUGCAGACCCUCCGCAAACCCUCUUCCAACUCUACAAGCGGCACAGCCCUCGUCUUCUUCUCCCCCUACCGCCCACACCUGCUAGAAGCAGAUAUGGCGUUCUUCCCGCUCGCCGAAGCGGGCGGGUUGAAAGUGGAGAAACUGCUCGAGACGAAGAUGGAAAAGGUGAUGUUUCCGGAAGACAGAGGGGAUGAGGAGGUGCGGAGGACGGUAUUUGGGUUUGCUCUUACGUGGGCCGAGUGA
This is a messenger RNA of Saxophila tyrrhenica, 798 nucleotides long. RefSeq names its product Protein N-terminal and lysine N-methyltransferase efm7 (gene EFM7). The record is from RefSeq and is a predicted model, not a curated record. Lineage: Eukaryota; Fungi; Ascomycota; Dothideomycetes; Mycosphaerellales; Extremaceae. Gene Ontology annotation, molecular function: protein-lysine N-methyltransferase activity. The transcript is spliced from 2 exons. The coding region runs from base 1 to 798 and encodes 265 amino acids.